Molecule: messenger RNA, 845 nt
Organism: Phoenix dactylifera (date palm)
Lineage: Eukaryota; Viridiplantae; Streptophyta; Magnoliopsida; Arecales; Arecaceae
Source: RefSeq, a predicted model, not a curated record
AUGAACGCCUUCAUUUGGGCGGGCUCUCAUUCGAAACGGGAUCUCGUCCCCGACGCUCCAAUCCGCGCUUCCGGGGUUUUUAAGAUUCGUUGCUGGAGUCGUAGCUUCACUCCCCCAAUGGCCCAUCAAACCAGUCUGCCCAUGAGUUCGAGGGAUUUGAAUCUCAAGAAGUCCUUUAAACUCGGGAUUCGAUCUCUACUCACAGCAUUCUCCAAAGAGGAUGUGCACAAAGCAUUUUCAACAUUUACAGAUGCUGAAAGAGAUAGCCUAUAUCGCAUGUGUAUUCAGGUCAUCAAAUCGUUGCAUGAAAAUAUAGAGGAGGAGUUUGAGUCUAUAUGCCAUGAAACAGAGGUAGGUACGACUCUUGACAUGGUAGAGCAACUAGCGGAAGAGCAUCAUCUUGACAUUUUAUCUUCAGACAAGACGAACAUAGAAGAUAUCGGAGAGAAGAUAACAAAAGCAAAGAAGGAUGAAAUUCAACAUUUGACAAGUCUGUUACAAAGGGCUGAAGAACAAAAUGAUAAUAUGAAGGCUCGCAUUAAAUCCCUCAAGGAGAGGCGGAACUUCCCAGUCACUGCAGAUGCCGUUGAGAAGUUGAGAAGCUGGAAUGAGAACUAUGAACGGUAUACUAGCAAUUGAACUGCUCCCAGCCUUCGUUGUUAUAGUAUCUUCCUGUUGUAUUUGAUGUACUUAGUUAUUAUAGUAUCUCCCCGUUAUAUUUGAUAGACUUCCAUGUAAGUGCUAAAACAAGCUUAAGCCAUGAGAAAACUGGUGCUAAAUUCUUCUAUGGAAUUCUAUUUUCACCAUAAAACAAAAUAUUUGCGAGUAUUAGUAGUGGGGCAAAA